UUCUAUGUCGUAUUUUUAAUUAGGCUCUAAAACUAAUAAAUAUUAAAUUUUCCGAAGAGAAAAAAACAAAGAAAAAAACAAAAGGGGGGCACAAUGGGUCACGUGACACACGUGCUUUAAGGCUUGAAGGAAAUGAGGGUUUUAGGUUCUCUCGUCAUUCCCUUAAACCCUUCUUUCACCCUCAUUUCCCAUUCUCUCUGCAACCGUACAGUUCCAUUCAUGAAUUGACACAUUCCUUCUUCGAUUCUAACCCCCAAUCCCUAAAUUCUUAAUGUAACCCUAACCUUAACCCUAAUCUAGUCCAAUCCACCAUGAAACCUCUCUGUGCAAGAGCCAUCUUCAUCUUCUCUUCACGCUCUCUCCUCAUCAAUUCAACUAACAAUGUUGAAAUUCUCCAACACGGCCUAAGAAUCUCCCAUUUCUCAACUUCCUUAAACCCAUUUCACUCUUCAUCAUCUUCCUCCUACCCUUGGCGACGCCAGGAAGAAGAGAGCCGAAAUGUGAGGGUUUCGGUGUGGUGGGACUUCGAGAACUGCACAGUACCAGCUGGUGUGAACGUAUUCAAAGUCGCCCAAAGCAUUACUGCUGCAAUUAGGGCAAAUGGGAUGAAGGGACCGGUUCAAAUCAUGGCAUUUGGCGAUGUGGUGCAGCUUUCGAGGUUGAACCAGGAGGCCUUGUCAUCCACGGGCAUCAAUCUCAAUCAUAUUCCUCGUGGUGGAAAAAACAGUGCUGAUAGAUCUCUUCUUCUUGACCUUAUGUAUUGGGUUUCUCAAAAUUCUCCACCAGCACAUCUUUUCAUCAUUUCUGGUGACAGGGAUUUUGCUACCAUUUUACACCGGUUAAGAAUGAACAAUUACAAUAUCUUACUUGCUAGUCCAGAAACUGCUCCUGGUGUCCUCUGUAGUGCUGCAAGUAUUAUGUGGGGCUGGAAUGACUUGGUUAAGGGGGAAAACCUUACUGGUAAGCAUUUUAAUCAACCCCCAGAUGGUCCUUAUAAUUCUUGGUAUGGCCAUUAUAAGAUGCCUCUUGAAGACCCGUUUGCUGUUCCUAAGCAGCCAGCUUUUCCACGGGCUGAGGAGCUGUCAGAGUCUGGUUCAGAUACUAAACUUCGUACAGUUCCAAAAGCAAUUGUGAAAAAGAUUUGUCAUAUAUUAAAUUCAUACCCCAAAGGGAUCGCCAUUACAGAUCUUCGUUUAGAGUUGUCAAAGGGUAAUGCGACUAUAGAUAAAGACUUGUAUGGUUAUAAAAAGUUCUCCCGCUUUCUUCUAUCAAUGCCACACAUUUUAAAAAUUCAAUCUGGGGGUGAAGGCCAAUUUUCCGUUUAUGGCAUUGUCCCAAGAGUUCCCGAACCAGUUGCCUCCCCUCCAGUCAAUGCUACAAGGGCUGUUACUAAUAAAGGAGAGUUAGGUUUCACAAUAACUCCUAAAUUAAAUGGUCAAAACAGCUCUACUGUUAAAGCUGUAUCUGAGAAGUCAUCACCGGUUCCAUACUCUCAAGUCAAUGUCAAGGAGCCUCCAACAAAAUUGCAUGAGCCUCCAACAAAAGUGCAAGAGCCAAAAACAAAAAUGCAAAAGCCACAAACAACAGUGCAAGACCCGCAAAUAAAAGUGCAAGAGCCACCUCCACUCAUCGAGAGGCAAAAUAAUGCUGAGAUAACUGAGAGGUAUUUGCAUUCUGAGGAGGAAUAUCAUUCUAUAUCCGAAUUAGAAUUCUUCAAAACGAUAUGGAGGAAAUGGUUUGGUUCUGAGAAGAAAAGUUGUAGCAUACAAGAGAGGAGUUCUUCUGGUGGGAGCACGGAGAGUACAAGAGCUGAAGAAAUACAUGUGAAGUCAACAAGUCAGAAGAGUGCUGAUCCUGUCGCUGUACUUUCUUUUUCUUCAUCUAAUAAUGAAGCAGAGAUGAAAGAAAAGACUGAUGAAAGCUCUGAGUCCUACGAUUAUAAAUCCAGAGGUGAUCCUGGUUUUUUUAACCAAAUGAUGAGCUGGUCUAAGUUUUGGAGGAGGAGCCCUAACUCCAGUAGUUCAAGUGAACAAUCUUGUGAAAAACUGAUAAGUUGUGAUCAAGGAGCCCUAACUCAAAAAGAUCAAAACUAAUGAUAUAUGAAAGAAUCAUAUAUCAUGAUCUUGGAAAGCAAGAAAUCUCUUGAAGAAAUCUUUCUGGAAUGACACGAAAGCAUUUAUGGAUACACCCAAGGACUAGGUACAUGCUUCUACCUGCUUUUCCAUAUCUAUUUUCAGCUUCUGGCUUCCAUUGAUAUAUAAUUUCCAAUCAAGCUUUUGGCAUUUUAUUUUAUUUUUUAUUUUUUUAUCAUUGAUGCAGAAUUUUUGGAACUAUUUCUUCCACAAUAAAAGUUCUAAGAAUGAAUUUCAA
Messenger RNA from Cornus florida, 2370 nucleotides. RefSeq lists its product as uncharacterized. Gene Ontology annotation, biological process: regulation of gene expression. The transcript is spliced from 2 exons. The record is from RefSeq and is a predicted model, not a curated record. Gene Ontology annotation, cellular component: peroxisome. The coding region runs from base 312 to 2093 and encodes 593 amino acids. Gene Ontology annotation, molecular function: RNA nuclease activity. NCBI's taxonomy places the organism in Eukaryota, Viridiplantae, Streptophyta, Magnoliopsida, Cornales, Cornaceae.